CUCUGUUAUUUCAAAGUUUUUCUAGCACUCGAGCUAUCCAGAGCAGUUUUAUUUUAAGUUAUUUCUCUAGAGUUCGUCGUGAUCAUUUUUUAAACAAAUUCGAUUCAAUUUUCGAAUUGAAAAUUCGAAAUUCGAAGUGGAAAAUUUCCCUAAAUUUCCGUAACUUACCAAAAGAAGUCGGGGCCCAGUGAUGUCACUGAUGCGACUGAUACGUUGCUCCAAAUUUCGUCAUGUCUAUGGACAGGGGCUGAAGCGGGAGCAGGGCUUCGAGGACAUACGCGUCUCCAAGUCCAGCUGGGACUCCACUCUGUGCACCGUCAAUCCCAAGUUUGUGGCCAUUAUUCUGGAAACGUCGGGCGGUGGAGCGUUCAUUGUGCUGCCACAUGGUGAUGCUGGACGCAUUCCGCCCGACUAUCCGCUGGUGUCCGGCCACAAGAGUCCCGUGCUCGAUAUCGCCUGGUGUCCCCACAACGACAAUCUGAUCGCCUCCGCCUCGGAUGACUGUACGGUUAAGGUGUGGACUAUACCAGACGGCGGUCUCAAGAUGACCCUCAAGAAACCCACCGUCGAUCUGGACUACCAUCAGCGUCGAGUGGGCCUGCUGCUGUGGCAUCCCACGGCCCAAAAUGUUCUGCUUACCGCCGCCUGGGACAAGAAGGUCGUCAUCUGGAAUGUGGACACGGCCAGGGGCGAGAUCCUGGUCGUCAUUGACGCCCAUCCGGAGGUGUUGUACAGUGCCAGCUUCAACUGGAACGGCUCGAGGCUGGUCACCACCUGCAGGGACAAGAAGAUCCGCAUAUUCGAUCCGCGCACCGCCCAACUGGAGAGCGAGGCGGAGUGCCACGAGAGCGCGAGAACGUCGCGCGCCAUCUAUCUGCGCUCGGGCCAGAUCUUCACGACGGGCUUCACCCGGGGCUCGAGGCGCCAGUACACGCUGCGCGAUCCGCACGCACUGCACGCGCCCAUUGCCAAGGCCGACCUGGACAUGGCCAGUGGUGUCCUGUUCCCGUUCUACGAUCCGGGCACCAACAUGAUAUAUCUGUGCGGCAAGGGGGACGUUGUCAUUAAGUACUUUGAGGUGACAUCGGAGCCGCCAUACGUCCACUACGUGAACACAUACCAGGCGACGGAGCCGCAACGGGGCAUUGCCAUGAUGCCGAAACGGGGCUGCGACAUCACCGCCUGCGAGGUGGCCAAGUUUUAUCGGCUGCAGAGCAACGGCCACUGCCAGGUGGUGUCGAUGAUGGCGCCACGCAAGGCCGAUCACUUCCAGGAGGACAUCUACCCCAAUGCGUUGGCAGCGCAGGCCGCCAUCACGGCCAAGCAGUGGAUGGCGGGCGUGGAUGCGGAGCCCAUUACGUUCUCGCUCAGGGAGAGCUUCAUCGCCCUGGCGGCCAGCAAGUCCGCCAGCAAUGCGGAAAAUAUUCAAAACCGUUCAAAUGAAGAAGCCACAGCUGCCACAAGCUCCAGCAACGCAGCCACAUGCAAUGCAGCCACAUACAACGCAGUACUAGGCAGGCGUGCACCUCGCUCGUCGGCUCAGUGGGAGCAGAUUCUGCGCAGGAAUCAGGCGAACAGAGGCAACUCCAAGUAGACAGGCUGAAGGUUGGUCGCGUGGGUUACAGGGAAAUGGGGGAGAACAAAGAGUACACCCAAAAAAACAAGAGACAUCCUUUAAUAAGUAUAUUUUCCAUUCUUAAAUGUAUAUAAAUAUGACUGUCCAAGCACAAAGCCAAAGCCAAUAGACAUUAGAUAUCUGCGCUAUUUUAUUUGAGAAUUUCGAA
This is a messenger RNA of Drosophila obscura, 1784 nucleotides long. Its product is annotated as coronin-1B-like. The transcript has a single exon. NCBI's taxonomy places the organism in Eukaryota, Metazoa, Arthropoda, Insecta, Diptera, Drosophilidae. Bases 191 to 1594 code for a protein of 467 amino acids. The record is from RefSeq and is a predicted model, not a curated record. Gene Ontology annotation, biological process: actin filament organization. Gene Ontology annotation, molecular function: actin filament binding.